Mytilus californianus (California mussel) is the source of this 4026-nucleotide messenger RNA. Its product is annotated as diphosphoinositol polyphosphate phosphohydrolase 1-like. Lineage: Eukaryota; Metazoa; Mollusca; Bivalvia; Mytilida; Mytilidae. The coding region runs from base 153 to 599 and encodes 148 amino acids. The record is from RefSeq and is a predicted model, not a curated record. Gene Ontology annotation, biological process: diphosphoinositol polyphosphate metabolic process; adenosine 5'-(hexahydrogen pentaphosphate) catabolic process; diadenosine pentaphosphate catabolic process. Gene Ontology annotation, cellular component: nucleus; cytoplasm. The transcript is spliced from 4 exons. Gene Ontology annotation, molecular function: bis(5'-adenosyl)-hexaphosphatase activity; diphosphoinositol-polyphosphate diphosphatase activity; bis(5'-adenosyl)-pentaphosphatase activity.
GUGGGAAAAUUAAGUAGUGAAGCAUGUAACCACGUUCAGUUAUUUUAAGAAGAUGAAUGUCAAAACAUGACAUUGAAAUAACAUUUUGAAAACGUACCUAAUAAUUGAAAUCUUAAAAAGUCGUUUCAUUUAGCUGUCAAAUUUGGAUUGACAUGAAAGAAAAACCAAAUUCAAUAAGGACAUAUGAUGCCGAAGGCUUCCGUCGUCGUGCAUCAUGUUUAUGCUUCAGAGAUAAAACAGAGCAAGAGAUCUUGUUAGUAACAAGUAGUAAAGACAGAGAGAAAUAUGUUGUUCCUGGUGGUGGGAUUGAACCUCAAGAAGAAGCAAAGGCUACAGCAGAAAGAGAGGCCUUAGAGGAGGCUGGAGUCAGGGGAGAUCUAGGUCGUUACAUUGGAACAUUUGAGAAUAAAGAGAAGAAACAUAGGACAUUGGUAUUUGCAUUUAUAGUAACAGAAUAUUUAGAUGACUGGGAUGACAAAAGAUCUAUGGGGAGAUCAAGACAAUGGUUUUCAUUUGAAGAAGCAAAGAAAAGACUGUCACAUAAACCAAUACAAGUGACUUAUUUACAACUUCUGGACAAACCAGAAAGGAUCACAUGACGUGGUAUGAAGGUCUAGCUUAUUACCAUAUCAGAUCAUAAUUUGAAGUAUUCAUGUAAUGAUGUGCCAAUUAAUGAACAGAUGAAAUCUUCAUAGGUUUAGAGGAUAAAAGGAAGCCAAUCAAAAGAUCAAAGCACUUUUUAAAUGACUGCCAAAUUUAGGACAACUUUUAGGUUGUAAUUUGUUAUUUAAUUAAAUAUUGUAGUGGGAACAAAGGGGAUUUUCAUAAAUAUUCAGCAUUACUUGUACUUAUAGAAAACUGCUAUAUUUUUAACUGUGAAUAGUAUGCAGAAAGGCUGUAAUCAGUUUUCUAUCAUUUUGUAAAACAUCUGUAAAUGUGUUUUAUGAGUUGUGUACAUCUAUAUAUCUACUCAUAUUUGAGCAAGCUUUGUGAUUGAUAUGGCCAAAUUACUAAGUACUUCCAAUGAAGGCCAUUUUGCCCUCAUGAAUUAGACAAGAUGGCUCAAUGUAUUUCAUCAUUUAAUUAGUUUUAUACCUCUAUUCUCAGAUUCCAAAAAAAGAAAUAACAGAAAGAGCAAAAAGAUAAAUGACUUGGUAAACAUUUUCAAAAACCUUAUUUUAAAAUGAGGAACUUUUGGCUUGUAGGCUCAUUUUCAGAUUUCAUGACCCCACCUUUAGAUGCAAUGGCAUAUUUGGUACCCAUGUCCAUCAUACCAUCCUUCUUAAACAACCAAUUGUCGACUUUUUUCAUUAUGCCAGCAGAUAUUGUCUGAUAUUUUGGUGCAAUUUUGAACAAUGAUGACAUACUGAUAGAGUUUGCAUUUAGUUUCAGUUGUUGCAGAAUUACUGUCCUUACAAAUUUCAUGAAAACUUUACUUGUCCUAAUUUUUGUCCCCCAGCUGCAAUGUGGUGCGGGGGACAUAGAAAUAAAGGAGCCUGUAUGUUUAGUCUUGUAUAUGCUCUCACAUGUACAGUUCUUUCCAGAUUUUUAUAAAAUUUGUAUCAUCAAUGUCUGGGACAACUUUUAAAAUCAGUUAUGACCUUUGGAAAUAUAAAUUCUAUGGAAAAUCACUCCAAAGACUUCAUUUCUCAUAAGAUUUUUAUGAAAUUGAUAUCAAAAAAAGAUUUGUCUCAACAAUAUCUCAGAAGAAUUUCCUAUGCAUUAUUAGGUCUAGUCAUCCAACCACCAACAUUUUGGGUAACAAAUACCGGCAUGAUCAUAUUUAUUGGUAAUGUUUUUUCCCCCAAUGAAUAGAUACAAACUUAAAUGUUUUCUGUUAAAAGUUUUCUUCUUUAUUGUCAAUCUUAUCCAUUUUAAACAUUUAACAUUAUUGUGUUGCUGUUUGUAUUCUAUGUUAGAAUAAAACUUUUACUACAUUUAUGUAAAAAAAAACCGGUACAAAUAAAACAUCUUAUUAGCAAUUGCAUUUUUUAUAGAUAUAUUAUUAUCUGAGAAGUAGCUCUUUCUUUCUUCAGGAAAACAAUAAUAUAUUGUCAGAGUAAAAUGUCUUUUUUUGUGCUUUUGCGGAAUUUAUUUUAAUUUUUUUUACACCUAUAGCCCUAUUCCGAAUUUUUAAAUCUUGGUUGCUUAUAUGUUUUUUCUAUGCUAAAGAACCAACUGUGUAAUUUGUAGGCAGGCUAUGUGAAAAGCUUUUUCCUGAAACAUUAAACUUACAUUGAAUCAUGAAAAUUCCUUAAGUUUAAGAGCACUUGUUUGAAACUGCCAUAAAUUGUUUACCAUGGUGGGAAAAUUUAGGAUUACUUGAAUAACAGAUACAGGGUAUAUUUUAAUUUUGACCUUAUUUAUAGACAAUUGCAUUUUUUUUUUGUAUAUUUGAUUAAUUUCAGGGAAUGGAAUAACAGAACAUAUAUUAUUGUAAUGUUAUUAUAAAAGAGCAAAGGGUUUCUGUAAUGCAAGUGAUUUUCUUGUUGUAAUUACUUUAUUUACUUUGUUGUAAUUACUUUGAUUACUUUGUUGUCAUUAUUUUGAUUACUUUGUUGUAUAUUUUGAUAUGUGCCAAAAUUAUUAUCAUUAUUUGUUGUAAUAAGGUUGACAGUACUAAUUAAGAUUAAGUUCAGUAAAAAAGUGCUGGGGAUUGUAAAUAAAUUGUGGAAAAAUGUCAAUAUGACUUUAUUAAGCUUUAUAUAUUGUCUUUCUGUACUGCAUUUCACAGAAGCUAAGAUAAUCCACGACUUUUGUUGUUAUUUAUUUGUUACUUGAAACAGUCAAGUGCAUGAAUAUAAAAAUUGAACUGUAAAUGAAAUGUCAACUUUACCUUUUAUAUAUGAAAAAAAAAAUAGUGCCAUGUUUUCACCUACGAUAAAGACAAAACAAUGAGACAAUGCAUGCUUAGACUAAGCACAAUAAAGAAUUGCAUGAUUGUUAUUAAUCACACAUGUACAUACCACACACAUAAGUAUUACCUUUGUCCUGAAUAUCCAUGAAAUUAUUGCCGCUAGACGUUAAGCAAGCAACAAUCAAUCAUUCAACCAUGUGAAAUGAUACAUAGUGAGAAGAUUCUUUUUUCAUCUUAAAAAUGGCAUAUAUAAAAUAAAGAUGCUAAUAUUUGUUACUUGAUCAUAGAUAUAUAAUAGAAAAACAAAGGAUAUGGGUAUCCAUCAGUACAUGCACAGCAAAAAACAAACAAAAAGCAAAGGAACAGCGCUUUUAUUGCUAUUCUUCAUCUAAAAGUCACAGUGAGGCCUUCAACACGGAGCAAAAAAACUCUCACCUCACGGCAAGUUUAAGACGGCCCCUAGCUUGGCUUGAACGGAAUUCUUUGCAAAAAUAUUUUGAAUAAACUUUGUAUUAAAUAUGUAACACCACCUACAGAAGAUCUGUUAAAUGAGAAAUUUACCUUUAAUUAGGUAUUUCAUUUGCAGUUUCAGUGUGCUGUAAAAUUUAAGAAAAAAUAACAAAUAAUUGGGAAUUUCACAAUACUUGUUUUUAUAUUCAGAGAAAGGAUAUUUAAUAACUUUAAGAUACAUUGUCUUUUUAUCUUUGUUGAAUGUGAUGUGUGGUUAUGAAUUAAGAAAUUAUUGAAUACCAACUAUUAUUACCCUUAUUAGAAUAUCGGCCAUUGGCAACAUAGGUUGGCUGCCUAUUUAUUUUUAUCAUACUUCAGAUCGGCAACAUUCUACAUUUUGACAACUGUGUGGCUAGAAUAACUAUAAUAAAGACAGGUUUUUGCCAGAUCGUAGCCCAAUGAUUUGCCUUUAACAGCAACAAUUUACCUAGGAAAAUUGUCUUUUGGUGACAUUAACAAAAGCUGCAAUAUUACAGUUAUAUUUACAGAAUGAUGUUUCUUGGGAAAGAGUAUAGUUUUAUAAGACAUAAUAGUUCUUAUUGGUAAAUUAAAUCCCAGUGUGCUUUAUAGUGUUUGCAUUCCACUUUGUAAUUUAAUUAAGUCAAUUUUUUUUUGUAAUUGUCACCUAAUGAUAUUACCAAUAAAAUUUAAUUUUUGUA